Egretta garzetta (little egret) is the source of this 297-nucleotide messenger RNA. RefSeq names its product cortexin 3 (gene CTXN3). The record is from RefSeq and is a predicted model, not a curated record. The transcript has a single exon. Lineage: Eukaryota; Metazoa; Chordata; Aves; Pelecaniformes; Ardeidae.
AUGAUGAAAAGAAGGCGACUGUGGGAUUAUUCAUUCCAGCUUCCCUGGAUGAUGAUGGAUGGAGGGAUAUUCACUGCCACUUUGGUGACAUCUUAGAACAUGACACCAAAUUCUAGCAUGACCCUGGAACAGAAAACAAUGUUUGCCUUUGUGAUUUUAUUAUUUAUUUUCUUGGGAAUCCUCAUUGUUCGCUGCUUCCGAAUUCUCCUCGACCCCUACCGGAGUAUGCCAACCUCAACCUGGGCUGAUGGACUUGAUGGACUGGAGAAAGGCCAGUUUGACUAUGCUCUUGCUUAG